AUGAAGUUGUUCUACAUUGUUCCCUUCGCGGUGGCGUUGACCUGUGCGACCGCAGCUACUGACUCCGAUGCCAGUAAGGUGCUGGAUAAGCGCAGCAUUUGGGGACAUGGAAUCCAUGUCUUCCCGAUGCAUCCUCGGCUUACCGCUCGAGCGGACGGGCAUGAUGGGUUCGGCGCUCAGGGUAGUUAUCAGGAGGGCGGCAAGAACGAGCAUGGUCACGCCACGACCCAAGGACUGGGUCAUUACGAGUCGAAUCACGAGGAUUACCAUAGUUGGAAGCCGUUGGAAGGAAUGGGACAUUAUGGUCAGCUGGGAGACGAACAGUUCCACCAUGGAGGAGAUCAUCACAAUGUGCAGUUGGAAGGCAAGCAUGACUUGGGCGUGCAUCAGAGUGGUGGCGAAGGAGGGCAUCACGGGUUUGAAGGAGGCCAUGGAUUUGAUGGACAUCACAGUUUUGGAGGACAUCUAGAACUAGCAGGACAUGAAGGAUUCGGGGGUCACGGUGAUCUAGGAGGACAUGGCGAUCACGAAGGUCACGGUGAUCUGGGAGGUCAUGGAGGACAUGGCGGUUUUGGAGGUCACGGAAGUCACGGUGGUCUGGGAGGACAAGGUGGCCUAGGAGGACAUGGUAGCUUCGGAGGACACGGUGAUCUUGGAGGACACGGAAGCCACGGUGAUCUCGGAGGACACGGCAGUUUCGGAGGACACGGCGAUCUUGGAGGACACGGCAGCUUCGGAGGACACGGUGAUCUCGGAGGACACGGUGAUCUCGGAGGACACGGCGAUCUCGGAGGACACGCUGCUCUGGGAGGUCACGAAUCAUUUGGUGAUCAUGAAUCUUUCGGUGGUCACGAGAGCUUCGGAGGUCAUGGAGAUGCGGGCACACAUCAGGCCUUCACCCACGGCGGCCAUCAUGGAUUUGGAGGACAUGAAGGGUACUCGUUCGGUGGCCAUCAUCACGGUUUCGGUGGACAUGAUGAUCAUUCGCACGGCCAUCAUGGACAUCACGGAGGGGAGAAGGAACAUCCCAUCAAGGAGCUACACCUGGAUGCGGAGUACGAACACGGCGAUGAUCACAAGGAGCACAAGGAACACAAGGAGCCGAAAAUCAAGUACAUUACGGUGACGGAGCGUGUGCCGGUGCCGUACAAGGUGACCGUCGAGAAGAAGGUGCUCGUGCCGAUCAAGGUCCCGUUUACCGUACACUCGGAGAAGGUGGUACCGAUCGUGGUGGAGAAGAAGUUCCCGGUGGUCGUUGAGAAGCACGAAAUCAUCCACGUGGACAAGCCGUACGAGGUGAAGGUACCGCACAAGGUCGAGGUGCAUAAGAAGGAGAUCGUGAAGGUGGAGAAACCGGUGCCGGUGAAAAUUGAAAAACCCGUGCCGUACAAGGUGGAAAAGCCAUACGUGGUGCACAAGCACGUCCCGGUCAAGGUGUGGGUGAACGUCAAGAAGGAACACCAUGAUUAA
This is a messenger RNA of Anopheles moucheti, 1470 nucleotides long. RefSeq lists its product as uncharacterized. The transcript is spliced from 2 exons. The coding region runs from base 1 to 1470 and encodes 489 amino acids. Lineage: Eukaryota; Metazoa; Arthropoda; Insecta; Diptera; Culicidae. The record is from RefSeq and is a predicted model, not a curated record.